Molecule: messenger RNA, 2137 nt
Organism: Mangifera indica (mango)
Lineage: Eukaryota; Viridiplantae; Streptophyta; Magnoliopsida; Sapindales; Anacardiaceae
Product: protein EMSY-LIKE 3-like
Exons: 11
Coding region: 515-1924 (469 amino acids)
Biological process (GO): defense response to fungus
Cellular component (GO): nucleus
Source: RefSeq, a predicted model, not a curated record
UGUGCGUCCUGCAGAGAAAAGACAAAAACACGUUCUAAAAACGAUCACUCAAUUCAUGUGGCGGAACUCAAAUUCAAUUAUUAACUGAAAAAAAUAAUUAAAACUAUUUUCAAGUCCGCGCGUUCUUCCUCCCCUCAAAUCAAGACAUUUUAUUUUUUUUCACCAAAUCAAUCAAAAUCCCAAAUUAUAUACCCAGUUCAUGAUAAACUUGAAAGGAAAAGAUAGCAUAAUUCGAAUUGAUGUUAAAAUUCGACCUAAUUUUCACUUCCUUAGAUCUAUACUCGCUUCAAUUGUGAAAAUUAAAGGCGCUUAUUGCUUGCAUUUUUCGAUAAUUUGGGCCAAAUAUUUCCUCUUAAGUUGAUUUGAAGUGUUUUUCUCGAUGUUUUGUUGAAAGUAACAGCUAUGGAGUAUGAUGCUUUCGAUAGUAGCGUUGUUUCUAUCACGUGACACGUUGAAAUUUUGAUUUUCAUCUACUUGCGUGGAGUUUACUGAAGAUUUGAUUUGAAGGGAAGAGAUGAACUAUGAUAUUUCUGAUAGCAGUAGAACAGAUGAUGACCUCCCUCCACAUCAAAAUAGAUUUCAAAGAGGGAGCUGCCCUGCUGGAAAUGGAAGAUCGGCAGUUGUAAGUUCUGCUAUAAUGCCUAGAAUACCACAGAAUGACAUGGAAACUCAGAUCCACAACAUUGAGCAAGAAGCAUACAGUUCAGUCCUUCGGGCCUUCAAAGCUCAAUCUGAUGCCAUCACUUGGGAGAAAGAAAGUUUAAUUACUGAACUUAGAAAGGAGUUGAGAGUGUCAGAUGAGGAACAUAGGGAGCUUCUAUCCAGGGUUAAUGCUGAUGACAUCAUUCAGAGAUUAAGGGAAUGGAGGAAGGCAAGUGGCCUCCAGCCUGGUAUGCCAAGCAUUCCCCCACCUGUUCAUGACCCUGCACCAAGUCCAACUGUUUCAGCAUCCCGCAAGAAACCAAAAACUUCGCAAUCUAUAGCUUCUUUGUCAAUGGGUGCACCAUCUCCUGCUUUGCAUCCAUCUAUACAGCCAUCUUCAUCUGCUAUGAAACCAGGUCCUCUGCCAGGCCCUAGGGGCAAGAAACCAAAACCUUUAUCUACAGGUCUUACUGGAAGGGCCCAUGUUGGUAAUCGGGGCACUUCGGGUGUCUUUGCAGCUAAUGAAACUGUUGAACCUGCAACCUAUGAUCCCUUAAUUGGAAGAAAAGUCUGGACAAGGUGGCCCGAAGACAACCACUUCUAUGAGGCCGUUAUAACUGAUUACAACCCUAUUGAGGGGCGACAUGCUUUGGUUUAUGAUAUUAAUACAGCAAAUGAAACAUGGGAAUGGGUCAAUCUCAAAGAGAUAUCACCAGAAGAUAUCAGAUGGAAUGCUGAUGAACCGGGGAUUUCUCGUAAAGGUGGUCGCCCAGGACCAGGACGUGGAAUUAAGAAAUCCAUGGUGCGUGGUGGUGCAGUUCCUGGGGCAGGAAGAGGUAGAGGGACCAUGAAGGGUCAGUUCAAGAAAGAUCUUCCUUUAUCAGUGAAUGGUAUUGGGAAGAAAGCUUUGGGUGAUAUUGAAAUUCUUCACACAGAUACUUUAAUCAAGGAGGUUGAAAAAGUUUUUGGCUCUAAUCAUCCUGAUCCCUUGGAAAUUGAGAAAGCAAUGAAAGUGCUAAAGGAUCAUGAACAAGCCCUAGUCAACGCAAUUGCAAGGCUCGAAGAUGCAUCUGAUGGUGAGAGUGUGAAUUCAUUUGUUAUUGAUGAUAAAAACAAAUCCCAUCUUUUUUCUUUUUUCCUUGACUGGAAAGCAGAGGAGGCAGAACAUCCAUUCUCUCAAGGGCAAUCUAUGGAGCAGGGUCAAGGAUGGCAAAAACGACUGUACAGUGAGAUGGGUGGAAUGGUUGAAGAUUCACAGGCGAAUAAUGGAGAGAAAGGGUAGAAUUUCAUCCGUUGAUGCGUAUUUAAUCUGAUGAAGGUUGCUGUGCCUGUGACUCAGUAGUUUAUGUAGUUAGGCAGUUGGGUGUUUUCUUGUAUUUACAGAGUUUGAAGCAGCCAGCUAAAUGAUGGUGGCUGGUUAGGUUUGAGUUCACUGUAAGUUAAUUCAUCUGAAUUCAGAUAGAUGGUCUUAUUAAUGUAACAAUUGUUUAUCUUA